CCGGUUCCUCAGAGCCCGCUGUGUCUCCGGCCUUUUGGCUUUUAAUUUUCCAGGAUUUACAUUCUGCCAUGUCUUCUGAAGAAGGGAAACUCUUCGUUGGAGGGCUCAACUUCAAUACCGAUGAGCAGGCACUCGAAGACCACUUCAACAGCUUUGGGCCUAUCUUUGAGGUGGUUGUUGUCAAGGACCGGGAGACUCAAAGAUCCCGGGGUUUUGGCUUCAUCACCUUCACCAACCCAGAGCAUGCCUCAGACGCCUUGAGAGCCAUGAAUGGAGAGUCUCUGGAUGGGCGCCAGAUCCGUGUGGACCAUGCAGGCAAGUCUGCCCGGGGAACCAGAGGGGGUGCCUUUGGGGCCCAUGGGCGCGGUCGCAGCUACUCUAGAGGUGGUGGAGACCAGGGCUAUGGAAGUGGAAGAUACGACAGUAGACCUGGAGGAUAUGGGUACGGGUAUGGCCGGUCUAGAGACUACAGUGGCAGCCAGGGUGGUUAUGACCGCUAUUCAGGAGGAAAUUACAGAGACAAUUAUGACAACUGAGAUGGGGCAUGCACACAUAAUAUACACAAGGAAUAACACUUCUGAUCCAGGAUCGUCCUUCCAAAUUGCUGUAUUUAUAAAGAUUUUUGGAGCUGCGCUGAAACAUCUGUUUUAGUACAUCAAGUUCUAUUUUUGAAUUGAGCUCCCAACGUAGUUUGAUAAAGACCUCUUAGAAAGCUCCAUGUGUGUAAACAUAUUUUUCCUUUUAAAGACA
This is a messenger RNA of Chionomys nivalis (European snow vole), 750 nucleotides long. Its product is annotated as RNA-binding protein 3-like. The transcript has a single exon. Gene Ontology annotation, molecular function: ribosomal large subunit binding; RNA binding. Bases 69 to 536 code for a protein of 155 amino acids. Gene Ontology annotation, cellular component: spliceosomal complex. The record is from RefSeq and is a predicted model, not a curated record. Gene Ontology annotation, biological process: positive regulation of mRNA splicing, via spliceosome; regulation of translation. NCBI's taxonomy places the organism in Eukaryota, Metazoa, Chordata, Mammalia, Rodentia, Cricetidae.